Molecule: messenger RNA, 491 nt
Organism: Python bivittatus (Burmese python)
Lineage: Eukaryota; Metazoa; Chordata; Lepidosauria; Squamata; Pythonidae
Source: RefSeq, a predicted model, not a curated record
GGAUAUAAUGAAAGAUGAGUGCUUGACUCUGAAGCUGCAACUAAAGGAGAAGGAUGAACUCAUUUCCCAACUUCGUGAAGAGCUUGAAAAAGCUCAGCAUUUACAGAGUGCUCUUGUCUCUCAAGUAGAUAAAUCCACACAGACUGAAGUUGUAGGCCAUGAUGCCCUGUGGAAUUCUUCAUGUACUGACGGUUCAGUUUACAAACCUAUCAGCAUCUCAUUGGUACCAACAUUUUAAUUGAAUAAAAUAUGCCUGGAAACAUGCCACAUAGACCACUAGUUUAACCCUCUCUGAUUUGCUUAUGUAAAGAGGAAUCUGCAUUGGUUUCAGCUGUUUGUCAUAUUUAAUAACAUCUCUAGAGUGACGGGGGGAAAAAACUUAUUCAACAACCACAAAAUACUCUUAACUAUUCUCUCAGCUGCAUUAGGCAAUAAUUGAUCAAUUAUGACCAAAUUUUGCAGAAUUGAAAUAAAAUACAAUUGUUCCUCUA